Nymphaea colorata (pocket water lily) is the source of this 9768-nucleotide messenger RNA. RefSeq lists its product as uncharacterized. Gene Ontology annotation, biological process: microtubule-based movement. Gene Ontology annotation, molecular function: minus-end-directed microtubule motor activity; ATP hydrolysis activity; ATP binding. The record is from RefSeq and is a predicted model, not a curated record. Gene Ontology annotation, cellular component: dynein complex. Lineage: Eukaryota; Viridiplantae; Streptophyta; Magnoliopsida; Nymphaeales; Nymphaeaceae.
AUGGUGAGGACGUUCGACAACUACAACACAGCCUGGGUGAAAACUCCCGUCUUCAAGCUGGAUCCCGAACUCAUCGAAAAGGAGAUCAAGCAGAUGAACUCCAAGUCCAUCAAACUGACCAACCGAUUCAACGCCACCAGCCACACCAAGGCCAACGACAAGCGCAAGAACCCGACAGUGGAAGGACCACUCAAGAUGCUGGACUGGCUCACCAACCAAAUCAAAGAUUACUCCAAAUUCACACCACUCAUCCGCGUCUUCAGCAACCCAGGAAUGAAGGAAAGGCAUUGGUCCCAGGUCAGCGAGUAUACCCACUUCCCAGUCAAUCCUGACCAGAAUCUUUACAUUAGAAAAUUAGUGGAAAUCGAUGAGAUUUUCGAUAAGAUUCCUUAGCUGGAGGUGAUAUCUGAAAACGCUGAGAAGGAGUUCGGUAUUGAGAAGAUCAUCAGGAAGAUGGAGGACGAUUGGGCGCCAGUUGAAGUGUAGCUGAAGAAGUGGAGAGACACUGGAACUUUCAUCGUGGCUGGUGCUUCCAUCGACUAAAUGCAGCAGAUCCUGGACGACCAGAUAGUCAAGACGCAAACCAUGAAGGGCAGUCCCUACGCUAAGAUCUUCGAAGCAAAGAUAAAGGAUUGGUAGGAGUGGCUGCUCUACACUCUCAACUUUUCGGAAUACUGGGUGAAGGUACAGUCAGUGUGGCUCUAUCUCGAGCCCAUCUUCUCCUCUCAUAUCAAGAAGCAUCUUCCCAUCGAAGCCACUGAUUUCGGCAAUGUGGAUACUGACUGGAAGUCAAUGAUGGCGAAAAUCGUGGAGGAUACUAAGGUCAUCAACUUCACCAAGGACAGAUCUUUCCUGUAGACUUUGAAGGAAUGCCAGAACACACUGGAUCGAGUGCAGAGGGGAUUGAACGAUUACCUAUAGGGCAAGCGAGCAGCCUUCCCACGUUUCUACUUCCUCUCCAACGACUAACUGCUUGAGAUCUUAUCCGAGACCAGACCAACUCGCGUGCAACCGCAUCUCAAGAAGUGCUUCGAGGGCACAAAAUUGAAAUUCGAUGAGAGCAAAAAAGUAUACGGAAUGUACUCCUCCGAAGGCGAAUACGUCAAGUUUUUGUCUAUCGUCGAUACCAACGCAGCCAACGGAAACGUGGACCAGUGGCUGCUGAUGACCGAAAGCGCAAUGAUAUAGUCAGUGAGAGAGGUCACCACUCGCGCCUUUGAAGACUACAGCAACAUAAAAAGAACCUAGUGGGUGCGAGGCCGAUGCGGCAUGGCAGUGCUCUGUAUCUCCAUGACCUUCUGGACAUACAACUCAGAAAUCGCCAUCUAGGGCGGCGCAGAAACCCUAUAGAAGUUCUACAGUCGGCUCAACUUCGAGCUUUCAUAGAUCGUAGAGAUCACCCGAUCCGACAUCAGCCCGCUAGACAGGUCAACCAUCUAGGCCUUGAUCGUGCUGGACGUCCACAACAGGGACAUGAUAAACCAGCUAAUGGACAACGUUUACAAGAUCACCGAUUUCGCUUGGCAAUCGCAGCUGAGAUACUAUUGGGAGAACAGCAAUACCUGGGUGAGAAUGAUCAACGCCACCCUCCACUUCAACUAUGAGUAUCUGGGCAACUCUUCCAGACUGGUCAUCACGCCACUGACCGAUCGAUGCUACCGUACUCUUUGCGGCGCGCUCAAUCUCAACUACGGAGGCGCUCCCGAAGGCCCAGCAGGAACAGGAAAGACAGAGACAGUCAAGGAUUUGGCUAAAGCUCUCGCCAGACAGUGCGUUGUGUUCAACUGCUCUGACGGUUUGGACUACAAGGCAAUGGGUAAGUUCUUCAAGGGAUUGGCCUCCUCAGGCGCCUGGUCAUGCUUCGACGAGUUCAACCGUAUCGAUCUGGUGCUUUCCGUGGUUGCACAGCAAAUCCUCACCAUCACCAUCGCCAGAAAGGAAGGCAAGAAGAUCUUCUUCUUCGAGGAUGCUGAAAUCCCCCUCAAGCAAACCUGCAACGUCUUCAUCACCAUGAACCCCGGAUACGCCGGCAGAUCCUAACUGCCAGACAACUUGAAGGCCCUCUUUAGAGCAGUCGCUAUGAUGGUGCCAGACUACACCAUGAUUGCCUAAAUUUCUCUCUAUUCUUUCGGUUUCAACGAUGCGCGUAACUUGGCCCGCAAGAUCACCACCACUUACACCCUCUGCUCUGAGCAACUUUCCUCGCAGGACCACUACGAUUACGGUAUGCGUGCUGUGAAAUCGGUCAUCACUGCUGCUGGUAACCUCAAGCGUAAAUUCCCCAACGAAAACGAGUCCAUCCUCAUGUUGAGAGCCAUCAACGACGUCAACUUGGCUAAGUUCUUGGCCUUUGAUCUGCCCCUCUUCAAGGGCAUCACUUCCGACCUCUUCCCCGGCGUCGUCAUCCCCGAAAUCGACUACAAGAACAUGUACGAGUGCAUCGAUAUCAAACUCAAGGAAAUGAAUCUGCAAAAAACAGAGUAUUUCGUCACCAAGAUCAUACAGCUCUAUGAGAUGAUCCUUGUGAGACACGGUUUGAUGGUCGUAGGACUUCCCUUCUCCGGAAAAACAAGCAGCAUCAAAGUGCUAGCCGGUGCCUUAACGCUCCUCAAGUAAAGAAACCAGAUGGGUGAAAACAAGACAGAAAUUCUUAUCAUCAAUCCCAAAUCCAUCUCCAUGAAGCAACUCUACGGUUUCAACGACGAAAUCUCACAUGAGUGGACUGACGGUGUGCUGGCAGUCAAGUUUAGGCAAUUCGCCAAGGCCGAAGACCCGAACCGCAAGUGGCUCAUCUUCGACGGACCAGUCGACGCAGUGUGGAUCGAAAACAUGAACACAGUGCUGGACGACAACAAGAAGCUUUGCCUCAACUCAGGAGAGAUCAUCGCCAUGAGCAAGCCGAUGAACCUCAUCUUCGAGCCGAUGGACCUCCAGGCCGCCUCUCCCGCCACCGUCUCGCGUAACGGCAUGGUCUACAUGGAGCCGAAAUCAAUGGGAUGGCGCAUCCUCCUCGACAGCUGGGCUGCUAAACUUCCAGACCACUUCACUCCCGAGGACAAGGCCCACAUCCCCAGCCUGAUUGACUGGGUCGGCGACCAUUUGCUCGAGUACAUUCGCGGACACAUCGAGGAAUCCUCUCCCACGCAGGACCAAAACUUACUCCAGGGACUCUUCAGGCUCUUCCGAUCGCUCUUGAAAGAAUUCGACUCGCAAGAAUUCUACCAAACCUUCAACGAUACAAAGGUGAGGACGAGCAUCAUCGAGGGCAAGUUCAUCUUCUCUUUGGUCUGGUCCUUCGGUGGAAGCGCAGACACUGCCAGUCGCAAGAAAAUCGAACAUUAAAUCAAGAAGAUCUUGUCAGGGGAUGUCAAAGUGGACAAAUACGAGAAACGCAAGCUAGCUUUCCCAGAACGCAAUUCACUCUUUGAUUAUAACUACGCUCCCAAGAAGAACGUGGCUCCUGGGUCAGCCUACGAAUGGGUUUUGUGGACAGAUUACAUCGAUCUUAAUGAGAAGAUCCACAAGAGCGUGCUUCCUCAGGAAAUCUUGGAGACCAACGAUUCAGUCAGGUAUGCCAACAUCCUCAAGAUAUCCAUCGAGAACCACAUCCCCCUUGUCUUCUGCGGACCGACAGGAACAGGAAAAUCCAUCUACAUCAAGAAUUUCAUAUUGAAUGAACUUCCAGCUGAUAAGUAUAUGUCCAUUGAGCUUGGCUUCUCCGCACAGACAUCAUCAAUGCAAACUCAGGAUAUCAUCGAUGGCAAAUUGGACAAGAUCCGUAAAGGUGAGUAUGGUCCUAAGCCUCAAGGAAACUGCAUCUUAUUCGUUGACGAUUUGAACAUGCCAACAAAAGAAAAGUACGGUGCACAGCCUCCCAUUGAGUUGCUCAGACAGUUCCUCGACCAGGGUGGAUGGUACGAGCACAAAGAUAAGGAAAAGCCUUUCAAAAAGAUCAUCAAUACAAUUUUGGUCACUGCUAUGGGUCCACCCGGUGGUGGUCGCUCCUUCGUCACUCCUCGUAUCCUGCGCCAUCUUUCCCUCACCUCUUUCACUUCCUUCGAGGAUGAAACUCUCAACAGGAUCUUCUCGACCAUUCUCAAGUGGUUCUUCGGCACUUUCAACUUCAACGCUGACGUCCUCAAGACAUAACCCAAGAUCUUCAAUGCCACUCUCGAGAUCUACAAGAGCGCAAUUGAACAGUUCUUGCCCACCCCAGCAAAGUCACAUUAUCUGUUCAAUUUGAGAGACUUCGCAAGGGUCAUCUUCGGUAUCUGCAUGUCAGACAAGUAAAAGCUGCAAUCACAGGACCAAGCCUGCAGGAUUUGGAUGCAUGAAGUACUCCGUGUCUUUUCCGAUCGUCUCAUCAACGAAGAAGAUAGGCUUAAUUUAUUCAACAUCGCUAAAAAUUCAGUCAAUCGCAUUUGGCAGCUCAAUUUCGAUAAGACUUUUGAGCAUCUGGACAAGACAAUCAACGGCAAGAAGGAUGGAAAGAUCGAUACGCUCGAAGAGAUUAGAGGAUUGCUUUGGACUGAUUGCAUGUCGCCACUAGGAGCCAGAAAAGUCUAUGAGGAAGUCAUCGAUCCAACUCGUCUCCAAAAAGCAGUCGAAUAAUCCUUGGUAAACUACAACAACACAACUGACAAGCCUAUGGACCUCGUGCUUUUCUCUUUCGCCGUGGAGCACCUCCUAAUCAUCAGUCGCAUCAUCAAACAGCCAACAGGAAGCUUGUUGGUCGGUGUGGGUGGCUCAGGCAGGCAAAGUUUGACCAGAUUGGCCACGCAGAUCAGCGAAUACGAGAUCUUCCAGAUCGAAAACCAAACCUAUGGCAAGCUGGAGUGGAAAGAGGACUUGAAGAAGAUAUUGAAGCAAACUGGUGGCAAGAAUGAACCCACUGUCUUCCUCUUCACUGAUAGCGAAAUCAAGGAUGAAUCCUUUGUCGAAGAUAUCAACAAUUUGCUCAACACUUAUGAAGUUCCCAACUUGUUCAGCACCGAAGAAAAGGCAUAACUAAUGGAGUUGGUUAGACCAGUCGCCAAGAAUGAGAACAAGCUGAAGGAGGGCACUCCUGCCCAACUCUACAGUUUCUUUGUAUAGAAAUGCAAGAAAAAUCUUCAUAUCGUGCUGGCAUUCAGUCCGAUUGGUGAUGCUUUCAGAACAAGAGUGCGUAUGUUCCCUUCAAUCGUCAACUGUUGCACGAUCGAUUGGUUCCAGGAGUGGCCUCAAGACGCUCUGCUUUGGCUGGCUCGUAAAUUCUUAAACACAAUUGAAAUGCCUUAGUUGAUUCGCGAGAAGUGCGUGGAGAUGGUGCAAUAUUAUCAUUCCAGUACUUCGAAAUGGGCAAAGACUUUCCUUCAAAAGCUAAAACGCAACUACUAUGUGACCCCUACUUCCUAUAUCGAGCUAAUUACCACUUUCAAGAAAUUGCUCGACGAAAAAAGAAAGGAAGUCCAGGCUGAUAUCUUCAAGUACGAGAACGGAUACGAGAAGAUCAUCGAUACUGAAAAAUCAGUGGAGGGAAUGCAGAAAAAUCUGAUAGAAUUGCAACCAAAACUAAAACAGGCUGCCAUUGAUACAGAAGUGAAGAUGAAGGAAGUGCAGGAGAACAAGGCUGCAGCAGACGUGCUGAAAGAGGGUAUCCAAGGCGAGGAGAAAAUCGUCAAGGAGGCUGUUGAUGCUGCAAACAAGAUCAAGACUGAAUGCGAGUUGGACCUUGCUGAAGCCAUGCCCAUGCUCAAGGCUGCAGAAGACGCCCUGAAGGUGCUCGAUAAGAAGCAAAUCGACUUGCUGAAGGCCAUGAAGAAGCCUCCCAACGUCAUCAGAGUGGUCAUGAAGGCUCUCUGUCUCAUCAUGUAUCCAAAUCCCACCGAAAAGGUCAAAAACGCAUAGACGCUGAAAAUGUAAGUCGACUGGUGGGCCGCCUCUAUGAAGUUGCUCGGUAACCCUAAGCUUUUGGACGAGCUGCUUGAGUUCAAGAUCGAGAAUUGCGAUGAGCAGAUCAUCAACAACUUGGGCAAGUACUUGAACGACCCUGAAAACGUGCCAAAUCUCAAGAUCGAAGUUGUGGAGAAUGCCUCAACGGCUUGCAAGUGCAUGAUCAUGUGGAUCACCGGCAGCUACAACUUUUACCACGUCAACAAGAAGGUCAAGCCCAAAAAGGCUGCACUCGCUGCCUCCGAAGCCGAAGUGAAGCAACUCUCAGCCAAACUGGCAGAGAAACAGAAGAGUCUCAAGGCAGCCGUUGACAAAGUCGACGCUUUGAAUAACGAACUGCAGGCCACGAUUAGAUAUAAGGAAAGACUGGAACGCGAGUAUGAAGAAUGCUCCAAACAGCUGGAACGUGCAGUGAAGCUGAUUGAGAGCUUGGGAGGCGAGAAAGGACGUUGGGGCGAGCUGGCCAUACUCAAAGUGGCCUACCAAAACCUAACAGGAGAUAUCCUCAUCUCCUCAGGAGAAAUCGCAUACCUGGGCGCCUUCACUGCCGCCUUCCGUUCCUAGAUCGUGGAGGAGUGGAUCAACGAGACGAAGUCCAAGGAAAUCCCCAGCUCUGAGAACUUCUCACUCGUGAAUAUCCUAGGCAACCCUGUGCAGAUGCGACAGUGGAACAUCGACGGCCUGCCCUCCGACAACUUCUCCCUCUAGAACGGUAUCAUCAUCUUCAAGUCCCGCAGGUGGCCUCUCUGCAUCGAUCAGGGCCAGGCGAACAAGUGGAUCAAGAAGAUGGAGGCCGGAAGACGCAUCAACGUCAUCAAAUUGUCAGAUCCCAACUUCCUCAGGACCUUGGAAAACGCCAUCCAGUUCGGCCAGCCAGUGCUGCUGGAGAACGUAGGAGAGGAAUUGGAUCCAGCGUUGAAUCCCAUCCUCCUCAAGCAGACCUACCAAAAAGGAACAAGCGUAUACAUGAAGCUGGGAGACCAGAUCAUCGAAUACUCCAGUAAGUUCAGUUUCUACAUCACCACCAAAUACAGGAACCCGCAUUACUUGCCCGAAAUCUCCACCAAAGUGACGAUCAUCAACUUCAUGAUCACCUACGAGGGACUCAAUGACCAGCUCCUGGGCAUCAUCGUCAAGAAGGAAAGGCCUGACUUGGAGGAAGAGAAGGAAAGAUUGAUCUUGGAAGGCGCUGCCAACCAGAAGGAGCUGUUUGAGAUCGAACAGCAGAUCCUUAAGGUGCUAUCGAGUGAUAAGAACAUCCUGCAGGACGAGGAAGCCAUCAACAUCCUCACUGCCUCCAAGGAGAAAUCAACGGAAAUCAUAGAACAGGAAAUCGCAACAAUAACCGAGAAGAACAUCGACGCUGCUCGUCAGGAGUACAAGCCAGUGAGUCAGUAGGCCGCCUGCCUCUUCUUCGCCAUUUCCGAUCUGGGCAACAUCGAUCCUAUGUAUCAAUACUCACUGACCUACUACAUAGAUCUCUUCACCCAAUCCAUCGCAAAAUCCGACAAAUCUCCCAACCUCACCCUCCGUCUGAAGAACCUCAAGAACUACUUCCUCUACUCUCUCUACUCCAACAUCUGCAGGUCCCUCUUCGAAAAGGACAAGCUGCUCCUCUCCUUCCUCCUCUGCACCCGCCUCGCAGAGUUCAAGCACUAGAUCACCAACGAUUGCCUCAGGUUUUUGCUCACCGGUGGUGUCGCCCUGAACGAUUACCUUCCCGAUAAGCCCAAGAACUCAGAGUGGAUUUCGCAGAAGAGCUGGGGAGAAGUCUACCGCCUGUCCCUUAUGGAUAAGUUUGGACCAGUCUUGACCAGCAUCCAGCACCAUACCGACCAGUGGAAGAAAAUCUACGAUUCCAAAGAGCCCCAGAAUGAAAAAAUGCCACGAAAUAUAAGAGGCAUUCACCCACUUCGAGAAAUGCUGAUCCUGAGGACCAUAAGACCGGAUAAGAUGAUCCCCGCCUGCCAGAACUACGUGGUUAGCGAAUUGGGAGAAAAGUUCAUCUCUCCUCCUCCCUUCGACCUGGCCAAUUACAGCGACUCCAAUUCCACUUCUCCACUCAUCUUCAUCCUCUCGCCAGGAUCCGAUCCCUUCGCCUCCCUCUCCUCCUUCGCGCAGGCCAAGAACGUCAUCAAGCCCAUCUCCCUCGGUCAGGGCCAGGGCCCAGUGGCAGAGAAGAUGAUCCAGGAGGGACAGAAGACCGGCGACUGGGUGGUGCUGCAGAACUGCCAUUUGGCAGUCACCUGGAUGCCCACUCUCGAGCGCAUCUGCGAGGAGAUUUCUCCUGAUCCAUAGAUCACCAAGCCGGACUUCAGACUGUGGCUCACCUCCUAUCCCUCUGACAAGUUCCCCACUGCCAUCCUCCAGAACGGAGUCAAGAUGACCAACGAACCGCCCAAGGGUCUGAAGGCAAAUCUCACGGGUUCCUACCUCACCGACCCCAUCAGCAGCGAGGAGUUCUUCGAGGGCAACAAGAACCAGCCGGACAACUUCAAGGCCCUCAUCUUCGCGCUCUCCUUCUUCCACGCCGUCAUCCAGGAGCGCAGGAAGUACGGUCCGCUCGGGUGGAACAUCCCCUACGAGUUCAACGAGAGCGAUCUGCGUAUCUCGGUCAGACAGCUCAAGAUGUUCAUCGACGAAAACGAUAAAAUCCCCUUCCCUGCGCUGAAGUACCUGACAGCUGAGUGCAACUACGGAGGCAGAGUCACUGACGAUAAGGAUAGAAGACUGAUCGUGACGCUGCUGGACGAUUAUUUCAAUGAACGGGUGCUGAACGAUAAGAACUAUCGGUUUGGACCUGAUGAGUCGUUCAAAGUGGCAAAGUACAGCACAAUCCAGGAAUACUUGGAUCACAUACAGACACUGCCUCACCUCAUUCACCCCAAUGUGUUCGGAUUCCAUUCCAAUGCCGACAUCACCAAGGAUAUCAAUUAAACCAACCUUCUCCUGGAGUGUGUGCUCUGCUCCUCAUAAUCAUCUGGCGGAUAGGGACAGUCAGUUUAAUAGAUGCUCUAGCGCCUCAUCCAAUCAAUCUUGGGUGACUUCCCCGAUGCCUACGACGUGGCUGACGUGAUGAAAGUCUAUCCCGUCUCCUACCGCGAGUCCAUGAACACCGUCCUCACGCAGGAGCUGCAAAGGUUCAACGGACUCAUCAAGAUCGUGCGUUCCUCCCUCAAGGACAUCAAACUGGCCAUGCUCGGCAAGAUCGUCAUGAACGCCUCCCUAGAAGCCGCCUCCAAGUCCCUCUUCAAUGGCAAAGUCCCAGAUCUUUGGAUGGGCAAAAGCUAUCCCUCACUCAAACCGCUCGGCUCCUACGUCUUCGAUCUCAAGGCUAGGCUCUCCUUCUUCCAGCGAUGGAUAGACGUGGGGUAUCCUACAGUCUUCUGGAUUUCCGGUUUCUUCUUCACUCAAAGUUUCCUUACCGGUGUGCUUCAAAACUACGCCAGACGUUACACGAUCCCCAUCGAUGAGAUCACCUACGAUUUCUAGUUCAUCAAAUAGGCGCCGGACAUGAAGCCUGAGGAUGGAGCCUACGUCGACGGUCUUUUCCUGGAGGGCUGCAGGUGGAACUACAAUAAUAUGAUGCUGGACGAGAGCGAGCCGAAGGUGCUUUACACCAAGUGUCCGCACAUCCUGUUGAGGCCCUCCCACAGCAGCAAGCUAACCAACUACAAGAACUACAAAUGCCCUGUGUAUAAGAUCGCCAGGAGGGGUGUGCUGUCCACCACAGGCCAUUCUACUAACUUCGUCAUGUAUAUUAGAUUACCUACCGAUCUAGAACAGAGUCACUGGAUCAAGAGAGGUGUCGCAUUGCUUACCCAACUAGAUGACUGA